GUGUCGGAGCUAUUCAGCAUGUCUGUGGUGCCGCCCAAUCGCUCGCAGACGGGCUGGCCCCGGGGGGUCAACCAAUUCGGUAACAAGUACAUCCAGCAAACCAAGCCCCUCACCCUGGAGCGCACCAUUAACCUGUACCCACUUACCAACUAUACUUUUGGUACAAAGGAGCCCCUCUAUGAAAAGGACAGCUCUGUGGCGGCCAGAUUUCAGCGCAUGCGGGAGGAAUUUGAUAAGAUUGGGAUGAGAAGGACUGUAGAAGGGGUUCUGAUCGUACACGAGCACCGCCUGCCCCACGUGCUACUGCUACAGCUGGGAACAACCUUCUUCAAACUACCUGGCGGUGAACUUAACCCAGGAGAAGAUGAAGUUGAAGGACUAAAACGCUUAAUGACAGAGAUACUGGGUCGUCAAGAUGGAGUCCUGCAAGACUGGGUCAUCGAUGACUGCAUUGGGAACUGGUGGAGACCAAAUUUUGAACCUCCUCAGUACCCGUAUAUUCCUGCACAUAUAACAAAGCCCAAGGAACAUAAGAAGUUGUUUCUGGUUCAGCUUCAAGAGAAAGCCUUGUUUGCGGUCCCUAAGAAUUACAAGCUGGUAGCUGCACCGUUGUUUGAACUGUACGACAAUGCUCCGGGAUACGGACCCAUCAUUUCUAGUCUUCCUCAGCUGCUGAGCAGGUAUGGAAGACUGAACGUUUCUGACAGGACUGUGUGAAAGUCAGGUAAAGACAUUCGGGGCCUGAGAAGCGGCAUAAGGAAUAUAAAGACAAUUGAUGUAAUUUUACAUUGUAUGUAAUCAAUAGAUUAAAAUAUGCUUAAAAGUACCUGAAGACAGAUUACUACAUGCAGUUCUCACAUGGGACUGUGCUUCCUCAGAUCUGCUGUCUCUUCAGAGAAGAGAUGGUAGAACAGUCAAUAUUUAAAAUACAGAGUAGUGGUCUGUAUAAAAAUGGACAGUCACCGGGCAUGGUAGUGCACCCUUUGAUCUCAGCACUCAGGAAGCAGAGGCAGGUGGAUCUCUGUGAAUUUUUACUGGUCUGCAAAGCAAGUCCAGGACAACCAGGGCAUGUUACACAGGGAGACCUUGUCUCAAAAAAGAAGAAGAGAAAAGAAAAGGGGUGUGUGUAUGGGAAAGAAGAGAAAAGAAAGGGGUGUAUGUGGGAUACUCAGAUCUUUUAGUGUGAUUUAUCAUUCAUUUUUGGAACUUACUGCACUUAGGUCUGAAUUGGCAAAUGGUAUAUGGAGUCCGAUUUUUUUUUUUUUUUUUUUUUUUUUUACACGACAGGGUAUCUCUACAUAGCCCUGGCUAUCCUGGAACUCACUGUGUAGACCAGGCUGGCUGAGAAACUAGAGAUCUGCCUGCCUCUUCUGGGAGUGCUGGGAUCAAAAGUGUGUACCACUAUGCCCCAUUUGAGUAUGCAUUUUCUAAAUUGAUUUUUAUUAGUUUAGUUUCUUAAUGCCAACAAUAAGUAAGGACUGCAGAUAAGUUUAUUAUGAGGCCAGGCAUGGUAGUUGUACUGUGAGUUCAUAGCCAGCCUGCUCUACAUAAUAAGUUCUAGGCCAGCCAGGGUUAUGUAGUGAGACCCUGUGUCAAGCAACAGAAGAAUCUGGAUUGUGUGCUGGAGAGAUGGUUUAGUGAUUAAGAGUGUGUCUUGUUUUUGCAUAGAUCUGAGUUUAGUUCCUAGCACUUACUGGGCAGUUCACAGCUGCCUCAUGCCUCUGGCACCUGUGCUUACAUGUGUGUGCACAUGGACACUUUACACUUCUGUGCUUGUGCUCUCUCUGGUGUGGGUGUGUGACAAAAUCUUUUGGAUCGUGUGGUUUUGGAUUUGAAUCCCACUCUUUUAUGAUUUGUUUUUAUUUUAUGUGCACUGUGUGUUGCUGCACGUAUGUUUAUAUGAGGGCGUCAGACCCCGGGAACUCGAGCUACAGAGUUGUGAGCUGCUCUGUGGGUGCUGAGAAUGAACCUGGUCCUCUGAAGAGAAGCCAGUGCUCUUAACCCCUUGUCUCUAGCCCCUUUCAGUACUUGCUAAGACUUGAAAUAAACUCUUACUCACUUGUUGCCAUAUACUUCACAUGCAAAUGAGGAUGGUAGUUUCAACAUAGGACUGACUGUAGGGAGCCGAGUCACAGAACACAUACAAAGAACACACUUGGAAGUACUUACUACAUGCCAGUUUAUCAGCACCGUAGUCAUGGGUGCUUCUAUGGAAGCUUGCAAGCCUGUUUACUUUGUCACUAGUCCAUUUUUCUUUUGUUUCUUUACUUUGGCCUCUUGCUGUAUCGUGUGCACGUAACGUGUGCACAGAGCAAAGGACAAAGGACAUAUAAGAACUUUUAUGCCUUCAAGGAACUUUGUGUAAUUCAUAGUUAACCAAAUUUACACUCUUACUGUUUCUCAGCUGCACUUCUGUAGUAUAUAAGUAUGACCAGUGAGGUCACUCGUCUUAAUGUACAAAUGCCAAACAUGUCAGGAGGGGAGAAAUGGCCAGGUAAUUCCCUUGUUUAAGGUAGAAACUGUAUAACUAAUACUGUUUUUAAUAAAAGUUUUCUGUUUUUUAAAAUGCAGGUUUAAUUUUAUAUACAACUGAACUUCUCCUGUACACAGAAGUAAAA
Molecule: messenger RNA, 2618 nt
Organism: Rattus norvegicus (Norway rat)
Lineage: Eukaryota; Metazoa; Chordata; Mammalia; Rodentia; Muridae
Source: RefSeq, a predicted model, not a curated record